Messenger RNA from Theobroma cacao (cacao), 2478 nucleotides. RefSeq names its product cellulose synthase-like protein E6. Gene Ontology annotation, molecular function: cellulose synthase (UDP-forming) activity. Gene Ontology annotation, biological process: cellulose biosynthetic process. NCBI's taxonomy places the organism in Eukaryota, Viridiplantae, Streptophyta, Magnoliopsida, Malvales, Malvaceae. The record is from RefSeq and is a predicted model, not a curated record. Gene Ontology annotation, cellular component: membrane.
AUAUGUAUUCUACAUUAUCCUCAUUAUUAGCAGCCGGUUCCUUUCCAAUUUCCAUGCAUUAGUCUUCCUCAUUGAAAGCAUCAGUCCGCAUCUUUCUUGACCUGUCUACACUAGUUGAGAGAGCUAGCUGCGAGGCAUGACAAAAGAUGAUUAUGUUCCACUCUUCGAAACAAGGCCGUUUAAGGGACGGAUCCUUUUCAGGCUGUUCGCAGCUUCCAUCUUUGUGGGCAUCUGCUUCAUUUGUAUCUACAGAGUAAGGUUUCUCCCGGAGGAAGGAAAAGUUGAGAGAUGGACUUGGAUUGGGUUGUUUCUUGCUGAGCUAUGGUUCAGUUUUUAUUGGUUUCUCACCGCAGUUUGUAGAUGGGACUCUGUCUACCGUCUUCCUUACAAAGACAGGCUCUCUCAAAGAUUCGAUAAAGAACUACCUGGCGUAGAUAUAUUUGUAUGCACGGCGGAUCCACUGAUAGAGCCACCGAGCCUGGUGAUCAACACAGUGUUAUCAGUGAUGGCUUAUGAUUAUCCGCCAGAGAAGUUAAGCAUCUAUCUAUCAGACGAUGGAGGGUCAGACUUAACGUUUUAUGCCAUGUUAGAGGCUGCAACUUUCUCGAAGCAGUGGCUGCCCUUUUGCAAGAAGUUCAAAGUAGAACCAAGGUCGGCCGAGGCUUACUUCAGGACGGCUUUUGAGCCGCGAGAAGAUCCUGUCAAGGCCAGAGAGUGGCUUUCAGUAAAGAAACUAUACGAGGACAUGAAAAUGAGGAUUGAAACCACCACAAAGUUGAACCGAAUUCCUGAAGACAUUCGUAAACAACACAAAGGAUUUCGCGAAUGGGACUUUGUUUCAAGCAAACAUGAUCAUCAAACCAUUCUUCAAAUCCUCAUUGAUGGGAGAGACCCCAAUGCGGUUGAUGUUGAAGGAAGGCCUCUGCCAACUCUUGUGUAUUUGGCACGAGAGAAGAGACCCCAAUUUCACCACCAUUUUAAAGCUGGAGCCAUGAAUGCUCUUAUCAGGGUAUCAUCAAGGAUAAGUAAUGGUCCAAUCAUUCUCAAUGUGGAUUGUGAUAUGUACUCGAAUAAUUCAGAAUCGAUCAAAAAUUCUUUAUGCUUUUUCAUGGAUGAAGAGAAGGGAGAUGAGUUUGCCUACGUACAGUAUCCUCAGAAUUUUGAAAAUCUCACCAAAAAUGAAUUGUAUGGUGGUUCUUACCGAGUAAUACAAAAGUUGGAGUUUCCAGGACUUGACGCAAAUGGAGGACCAUGCUAUAUUGGCUCUGGAUGCUUUCACCGCAGAGAGGCUCUUUGUGGGAAGAAAUAUGACAAAGACUGUAAGGUUGAUUGGAAGAGACUACAUGAGAGAAAGGUUAAAGAAAGUGCAAGCGUCCUAGAAGAAACAUGUAAAGUUCUUGCAAGCUGUACCUUUGAACAGAACACACAAUGGGGAAAAGAGAUGGGAUUAACAUAUGGCUGCCCUGUGGAGGAUGUAAUUACAGGAUUGACUAUACAAUGUAGAGGUUGGAAAUCUAUCUACUUAAUUCCUCAAAGAGAAGAUUUCUUGGGAGUUUCUCCAACAACAUUAUUGCAGAUGUUAAUACAACAUAAGAGAUGGUCGGAAGGUCACUUACAAAUAUUCCUGUCAAGGUACUGCUCCCUGUUGUACGGACAUAAAAAGAUUCCUCUAAAACUUCGACUUGCAUAUUGUCCUUACAACUUGUGGGGCGCAAACUGCUUGGCAACGUUGUACUACGUUGCUGUGCCAUGCCUUUGCCUGCUUAGAGCCAUCUCAUUGUUUCCUAAGACAUCAAGCCUCUGGGUGCUUCCAUUUGCAUAUGUUGCCUUUGCACACCGCGCAUAUAGCCUUGGAGAAUUCCUAUGGUGCGGAGGCACAUUCCAAGGUUGGUGUAACGAUCAAAGGAUGUGGAUGUUCAAAAGAACAACUUCCUACUUCUUUGGCUUCUUCGACACCAUCUUGAAGCUAUUAGGGUAUUCAAAGGCAGCCUUUGUCAUCACGGCCAAGAUAGCUGACGAUGAAGUCUUGAACAGAUAUGAGCAAGAGCUGAUAGAGUUCGGUGCUACUUCACCAAUGUUUGAUAUUUUAGCAACACUUGCAAUGCUCAAUCUGUUCAGCAGCUUGGGGGCAAUCAAGAAGGUCAUCUUGGAAGCUGAUCACUCCAAGGUUUUGGACCUAUUUGGGUUGCAGAUUCUCCUCUGUUUGCUUUUGGUUACUAUCAACUUCCCUGUAUACCAGGCACUCUUUUUCCGAAAGGACAAUGGUAGAAUGCCCAGUUCGGUAACUUACAAGUCCAUCGUUUUUGCCUUGCUGGUCUGUACACUAGCCAUGUAUUAAAUCACUACGCCAAUGAAAAAAAGAUAAAAGGGUACUUAUUAGUUCCGUUUUCCUUUCCAGAAUAAGGUGUAUUCUGAACUGAAAUAAUAUAUUGUUCUGUUUCAUGUCUAAGGGUAUGUUAAAAUAAAUGAAUUUCACAA